This is a messenger RNA of Erigeron canadensis, 3324 nucleotides long. Its product is annotated as DNA topoisomerase 1-like. Gene Ontology annotation, biological process: DNA topological change; chromosome segregation; DNA replication. Gene Ontology annotation, molecular function: DNA binding; DNA topoisomerase type I (single strand cut, ATP-independent) activity. Lineage: Eukaryota; Viridiplantae; Streptophyta; Magnoliopsida; Asterales; Asteraceae. Gene Ontology annotation, cellular component: chromosome; nucleolus. The transcript is spliced from 17 exons. The record is from RefSeq and is a predicted model, not a curated record. The coding region runs from base 323 to 3091 and encodes 922 amino acids.
GUUUGUUAGUUUCAUCGGAGCAAAAUUAGAAAAGAAAACGGGAUCUAAUAAUAAUAAAAAAUAAUAAUAAGGGUUUUUAUCUUUCAGCACCCCCUCCCUUCACCUGCUGCUGGCCGAGAGUACCUCUGAGUGAGUUGCUUUCAGAUUUUAGUGACUGCAGUGGAAUUACUCUAAGGUUUUUGAUGGUUUGCUGAAGGAUCUUAUUCGGCUCGAUAAUUACUGAUUGAAGCUGCAAAUUUCGAUAAGAUCUCCAGCUGAGCCACUGCCGCAGUUGAGAUUUCAGAGUUCUGUUGCUAUAUGACAACAAGCCCAUAGAAACGAAAUGGAUUAUUCAUCUGAUGACGAGCCCUUAGUUUUUAAAAGGAGUUCAAACUCUGAUAAAGGAAAGCAUUCUGGUCAACAAAAGGCUACUCCGGUGGUUAGGCAGGAUAAACCUUCCUCCAAGCCUCCUACUCCUAAGCUAAAAGAUGACUCUGAGGACUCUGAAGAUGACAAACCGUUGAGUUCUAGAAUUUCAAAUGUGUCCAAGCCAAACUCCAACCAUGUGAAAACUGGAACCAGCACAAGUACAUGUCAACGUCCAAAACCACAAAUAAAAAGUCAAGAUGAGAAACCAGCGAGUUCUAGAAUUUCAGGUGUACCUAAGGCAGACUCCAACAAUGUGAAAUCAGGAAGCAGCAUGAGUGCAUCUCAACGCCCUAAACCACAAAUUAAAAACGAAGAUGACAAACGAUUGAGCUCUAAAGUUUUGGCUGCAUCCAAAGCAAAUUCUAAUCAUGUGAAAUCAGGAACCAGCACAAGUGUGCGUCAACAUCCAAAAGCCCAAGUAAAAAACGAAGAUAGCAAAUCAAUGACUUCCAGAAAUCCAAAUGUACCCAAGUCAAAUUCUAACCAUGUGCAGCUAGGAACCAGCACGGCUGCAACUCAACGUCCUAAACAACAAGUGAAGAAUGAAGAUUCGGAUGAUGAAAAAACUUUAUCUUCAAAAUUCACAUCCAAAUCUUCAUUGGAAGCAUCUACUAACAAUCAUGAUGAUUCUGAUGAUGAUGAUAAACCAUUAUCAGCAAGAGUUAAGCAAAAUGGUUCUGCAUCGAAGGAUAAUAAUCAAGUUAAAAAACCGAGUAUUGGCUUGAAUAAGAGACCUCCGAAUGAGGAAAGAUUACCUGGUCAGUCAUCUGUUAAAAAGUCAAAGCCUUCAGAUUCCUCCGCACCAGUCAACCGUAAGCCAGCUCCUGUCAAACCGGAAGCUGAUUCAGAUGAUGAGAAUGAUCAUGUUCCUAUAUCCCAGAGAAUAAAGAGUCAAACCCCAUCCAGUAGUAAAUCAUCAUCUGUAAAACAAAAGGUUACGAAAGUUAGUUCUUCUUCAACGAAAACCUUUAAGAAGACAAAGAAGGUGGAGAAAAAGUCAAACUACUCUAAGUCGUCUAAGGUUCCUCCUGGAUCCGGUGAAGGACAGAAGUGGUCAAGCUUGGUUCAUAAUGGUGUAAUUUUUCCACCACCAUACACGCCACAUGGGGUUAAAAUACUCUACAAGGGGAAGCCUGUUGAGUUAACUCCCGCACAGGAGGAGGUUGCAACGAUGUUUGCGGUGAUGUUAGAUACUGAUUACAUGACCAAACCGGUGUUCAAACAAAAUUUCUGGAAUGAUUGGCGGAAGAUACUAGGAAAAAACCACACGAUCCAGAAUUUAGAUGACUGUGAUUUCAAACCAAUAUAUGAAUGGCAUCAGAAGGAAAAGGAAAAGAAGAAGCAAAUGACUACAGAAGAGAAGAAGGCCAUAAAAGAAGAAAAGAUGAAGCUUGAGGAGAAAUAUAUGUGGGCAAUGGUUGAUGGCGUCAAAGAGAAGGUUGGAAACUUUCGGGUAGAACCUCCUGGUUUGUUCCGAGGGCGCGGGGAGCAUCCUAAGAUGGGAAAGCUGAAAAAACGUAUCCGUCCAAGUGAUAUUACAAUAAAUAUUGGGAAGGGUGUCCCAGUCCCCGAGUGUCCGAUUCCUGGUGAAAGCUGGAAAGAAGUUAGGCACGAUAAUACUGUGACUUGGUUAGCAUAUUGGUAUGAUCCAAUAAAUGGUAAAGACUUCAAGUAUGUGUUCUUGGCCGCCAGCAGUGCCCUAAAGGGUCAAAGUGACAAGGAAAAAUACGAGAAGGCAAGGUCGUUAAAGAAAUACAUAGAAGGCAUCAGAAAAGCUUAUACCAAAGAUUUUGGAAGUAAGGAUCUUACAAAGAGGCAAGUGGCAGUUGCAACAUAUCUAAUUGAUAAAUUAGCUCUCAGGGCAGGAAAUGAGAAGGAUGAUGAUGAAGCUGAUACAGUUGGUUGCUGCACAUUGAAAGUAGAAAAUGUCGAGCCUGAGCCUCCAAAUAUUCUUAAGUUUGACUUUCUUGGUAAAGAUUCCAUAAGAUACCAAAAUGAGGUGGAAGUCGAGCUUCCAGUGUUCAAAGCAAUUCAACAGUUCCGAACAGGCAAGAAGGGUGCUGAUGAUCUUUUUGACAAGCUCGAUACUAGUACAUUGAAUGCCCAUCUAAAGGAACUCAUGCCUGGUCUCACAGCUAAAGUAUUUCGUACAUACAAUGCAUCCAUCACACUGGAUGAUAUGUUAAAUCAGGGCACGACGGGUGGAAAUAUUGCAGAAAAUGUAGUUGUUUACAACCAAGCAAACAAACAGGUUGCAAUCAUUUGUAAUCAUCAACGUAGUGUUUCAAAGUCUCAUAGUGCACAAAUGAUGAAGUUAAAUGAGAAAAUAGAGGAACUAAAGGGUGUUGUACAAGAACUGGAAAUUGAUAUGUCUCGUGCAAAGAAAGGGAAGCCUCCAUUGAAGGGUUCCGAUGGGAAGCCAAAGAGAAAUAUGGCCCCUGAAGCGAUACAGAAGAAGAUUGAUCAAACUAAAGCAAAGAUUGAGAAAAUGGAACGGGACAAGGAAACUAAAGAAGAUUUGAAGACAGUAGCAUUGGGCACUUCAAAAAUCAACUAUCUUGAUCCUAGAAUAACAGUGGCAUGGUGUAAGCGUUCUGAAGUUCCCAUCGAAAAGAUUUUUAACAAGUCUUUACUGGCAAAGUUUGCUUGGUCAAUGGAUGUGGAUCCUAGCUUCCGGUUCUGAUCUCUAUCAUAAUUCUAGCAGAGGAACUCUACUAGCCGUAAAAAAAAAUUUUAAAAAUAAGAAGAAAAAAAAAAGAAAAAAGAAAUGGAUAGAAGGAAACAAUGGUUUUUAUUAUUUUUGUAAUUUCUCUUUUUGUUUUUUUUCUUAUGUAGCAACUUUCGCGGAAAAUUCAUGUUGUACUAAGAACGCAUGUUAAGACAAACUAAUGAUGAGUUACUUUAAGCUUGUGUUAA